AUGGCUGUGCGGGUCUCACCAGCCUGUUCAGGCAGGACACUAAAAAGAUGCCCCGCCUCCGGCAGAGCCUGCACUGUAUGGGAGGCGGGAGGACAAAGAAGUAGUGGCUGUGAGGAGGAAUGCACCACUGCCCACAACACUGACAGCCCCAAAGCCUCGGUCCUUAUUUUAAAAUAUGCUGGCCUUUCUGAGAAGAAACAGACCAUCCUUAACCUGUUGGCAUGCUGGGACGAUGACACUGCAAAUGUUAUCAUUUCAGAUUUUGGGUACCCUACUGGAGGACCCGACUCUGGAUACAGGAGCUGUAAGGUCAUCAAGAAUUUACACACCCACGCUAAAGAUGGUAUUUACACGCUGACCACUGAAGAGGGAGAGACCUACCAGACCUUCUGUGAUAUGUCAACCAAUGGUGGAGGUUGGACGCUGGUGGCAAGUGUACAUGAGAACAACAUGAAUGGGAAAUGCACACCAGGAGAUCGCUGGUCCAGCCAGCAGGGAAACAACCCUAAUAAUCCAGCUGGAGAAGGGAACUGGGCAAAUUAUGCCACAUUUGGGCUACCAAGUGGUGCAACCAGUGAUGAUUACAAGAAUCCAGGAUAUUAUGAUAUUACUGCCAAAGAUCUGGGUCUGUGGCAUGUUCCCAAUAACACACCGUUGUCUGUGUGGAGGGAUUCAUCUCUAUUGAGAUAUCGUACAGACAACAGUUUCUUUACUCAGGAGGGUGGUAACCUCUUCCAGCUUUACAAGGUAUACCCUUUAGGUCUGGCCACAUGCCCUCGGCACUGGGAGGGUGUCCCCAUCUUUCUGCAUUAUUUAUAUGAGUUCUGCAAAAUAAUGAACACAAAGUUAAUGCACCUUUCUCUCGCUACAGGCGAGUUCACUGCCGGCUAUGUCCAGUUCCGAGCUAUUAACACGGAAAGAGCUCCCCUGGCUCUUUGUGCUGGUGUGAAAGUGACGGGCUGUAAUGGAGAGCAUCACUGCAUUGGAGGAGGUGGAUACAUGCCAGAGGCAUCACCUCGUCAGUGUGGAGACUUUGCAUCCUUUGACUGGGAUGGCUAUGGAACACACGUUGGAAGUAGCACCACCAAGGAGAUCACUGAGGCUGCAGUCCUACUCUUCUAUCGUUAAUCUG
This is a messenger RNA of Nanorana parkeri, 1132 nucleotides long. RefSeq names its product intelectin-1a-like. Gene Ontology annotation, molecular function: oligosaccharide binding. The coding region runs from base 1 to 1128 and encodes 375 amino acids. Lineage: Eukaryota; Metazoa; Chordata; Amphibia; Anura; Dicroglossidae. The record is from RefSeq and is a predicted model, not a curated record. The transcript has 9 exons.